UAUGCUUUUAAAAAAUUAUUAUAAAACCACUUCAAAAUUGCGGAAAUUACUAUUUUAUAUUUUUAUGAUCGCCUGACACUAAAUUGCUAUUUAUGUAGAUAUAUGUAUGUUAGUUAUCUAGUACAUACAUACCUCUUGUCAGCGUCUAAUGAUUCCCUGUCAAGAAUGAAAGUUAUUCCGACAGCAUGCCGACCUCGAUGCUGAGAAAGCAACAAUUAAACUCACUUAAACACCUUCUUCCAUAAUAAUGGCAGGAGAUAAAAAACUUGCCGAAACUUCUACCAACAGCAGUAAGAAGUUAUUAGCACCUAAACCCUCCGACCUCUCCGUUAUCAACCGAGGCGGAUCUACCUCAAGCGGGAUUCCAGAUAAGUACCGAAAAUCGCGCAGAUCCUCCAUCCCCUUCGCAGAUCGUGUCCCCCAAGUUCGAUUUGUCAAAAAAACCGAGGAGCAUUCCACUAACGAAGUAGGAACUUUCAUCCCCCAUCAAGACGCCACUCAGAAGAGAAGCAGCAUCUUAAAAAAAUCCGAUUUUCCCAUCCUCGUGGACUGGGACCAUAAUGACAACUUCAGUGACAACGGGGGCGACGGGGUCAACCAACAGAUCGAAGCGAGCACCUCCUACGUGGAGAAAGUCAUCCAACAUUUCUCCGCGGCUGAGCGAGAUGCUCGAGGAGCCCUGGACAUUUUAACGUUUCCGGUCGCAAGUUCCACCAAGUUGGAAUCCCUGGCCAGAUUUUACUGUGGGUUCACCGUGGCCAUCGUGUGCAUCGAGGAUCUCCUCAUCGUCACGGCGAAAUCCAAGUCGAAAGAGUUUAAAGCUUAUGUUAACCAAGUUCACCAACUCGCAAAGAACUUGCUCGCCGAUCUGGCCACCUUUGAAAAAGAGUCGAAAGAACUCUUAAAGAAAGCGAGGCAACGGAACAAGCAAUGGGGGAGGCUGUUGAUAUCCAGGGGUGAGUUCAGGAUUGAGGAGAGGCGCAGCUCCAGCAUUCCGAUCUAUCUCAGGAAAACCAUGCCGGAAAGUGUGACCUUGUACGAGAAUGAGAUCGAUCCCGACAGCAAGACUUUCAGGUCGGACGGUAAAGCCCAAUUUUUCCGAACGGAGGGCGAACUCGCCGUCAUGGUGGAACUGAGAGAGGAAGUGAUCUCCCGAACACAGGAAGAAUUGGACGAAGGCGAACUCUUUUGUCUGAUUAAAUGCUUAAUGAUCCAAUCCAGUGAGUUGAUCCGAUGUGCUACACAGCGACUAAUUAAGGCCAACAAAUGCCUGGAUAAUGCCGUGUUUGACGAAGAAUACGCAACUUUGAGGGAGAGGAUAGCUAAUUUAGAGUUUGACACGUAUUUUGACCCCUUGUGCGCCCUCGAGCUGAAAAGUACCCUGUCCGAAGUUACGGCUCAGAAGGAAGAGUUGGUUAACACGACGCGUCAUGUGGGCAUGUAUGGGGAUAAGAUGGUCCAUUUUACAAACUUGUUUAUGAAGUAUUGCAAAACGGUGGGGAUUGAGAAGAAGAAGAGGAAAUGUGCAUGUCUCCCGUGUGGAAGGCCGGUCACUUGUGAGAAAUUGUUUGAAACGAUGGACAAUAUUCAUCGCAUGGACUUUAUGGUUUCGAUACCACUGACGGAUGAUUUUCUAAAGGAGUUGUAAGUCAUCAUUUACAUACAUAUUUUCAUUGUUAAUAUUCAUGUCAUGUAUUUAUGCUUUUUUAUUGUCCAAUAGUUGUCAUAUGGAAGCGAAACGGUCAGAAAUUUCAGCAAUUCAGUCCGGCAUAACAUGAAUCGUGAAUAAUACCACCGCUUUAAAUUGUACCACUGACAUAAUGAAUGACGCCUUAUUUAGAGUAACGCAUUAAUGUCGUUUUAAUUUCUGUUUAAUUUAUUUUUCACCACGACAUCAAUUUAUAGUAUAUUCUUUUCAUUUUGAUUUCGUUCAAAAUUAAUGUCAUGCAAACAUUUUAUUUUCAUUUUGUUUUCGUUAAUUAUUUAUAGUGCAAUUCAUCUCGUUUUCUUUUCUGUUUCACAUCAUUUUGCAAAGUUGACAUGCGGUCAACUUUUUCCGAGUGAAAAUAAAACGAAACAUCAUGCAGAUUUUAAUAUAAAGCGGAAAUGGGUCCCAAAAAAAUAGCCCUGAAAAGCGCAUUCUCGCCAGAGGAUGACAAACUGGCGCUCGAAUCCAAGUUGGUGACCCUAGUGGAGCCCCACCGCCACAUCUGGGACAUCAAAGACAAGGACUACAAGGUCAACACGAUGCGACAAAAUACUUUUACUAGUAUUGGAGAGCAGCUUGGAAAACCUGGUGACGUGUGUAUGGCACUUUGGCAAAGUUUGAGGACCCAGUACUUGGCCGCGAGACGAGCUCUUCCAACGGGAAGUGGGGCUAAAGCACGAAGUUCCUUCCGACUGUUUGAUGCAAUGUCCUUUAUUUCAGGAGGACAAGAUCAGUCUCAGACCAUUUGUAAUCUUGAUGGUGAUGAGGACGAGACAGAGCAUGCAGAUGACGAAUUCUCAACAAUAAACUUCGCUGACUUGAACGAUGACAACAUUGACACUUCCGUUGUCCCAAUUCAAACUCAAAACUCGGUGCCAGAGUCUAAUCCUCGCCCGAGAUCCCAUGCUAAAUUCGGAGGGAAGAGGAAGCUGGACAGUCUGGAGGAACAAAUGCUUAAUUUUGUCAAGGGAGGUGACUCGAAGGAUGACGAAUUUGAGCGAUUUGGGAAGACCUUGGCUGCAAAACUUCGCAAAAUUCAUGAAAAGGAUCCCAAGGCUGCUGCGAC
Molecule: messenger RNA, 2774 nt
Organism: Folsomia candida
Lineage: Eukaryota; Metazoa; Arthropoda; Collembola; Entomobryomorpha; Isotomidae
Exons: 4
Coding region: 248-1648 (466 amino acids)
Source: RefSeq, a predicted model, not a curated record